Molecule: messenger RNA, 2303 nt
Organism: Etheostoma cragini (Arkansas darter)
Lineage: Eukaryota; Metazoa; Chordata; Actinopteri; Perciformes; Percidae
Gene: bmp4
Product: bone morphogenetic protein 4
Exons: 4
Coding region: 407-1618 (403 amino acids)
Biological process (GO): negative regulation of transcription by RNA polymerase II; negative regulation of apoptotic process; SMAD protein signal transduction
Cellular component (GO): extracellular region
Molecular function (GO): cytokine activity; BMP receptor binding; growth factor activity
Source: RefSeq, a predicted model, not a curated record
AUAGAUGCUGGAUCAUUUGGAGAAUCUGGCAGUCUUGCGCACCACCCGCCAUCACGAGCUGAACUGGAGACGGAUAGGAAACCCCGCUGCCGGCCUUCACCCCGACCCCGUCUCCUCUUGUUCGUUUAGAGGUGUCGCUAAAGGAUUAAUGAGCCAAAAAGGCUCUCAUCUUGUCAUUCAGGUUCAUUUCGGCGUUUUUCGGCUUGUCGUCUGGACUGCCUUACAUCUUCCCUGUCAUAUUCACUUCAUUCGAGGAUACCUGUACCUCUACUGAUGGAACAGGGUCACUCCAACGUUCUCCUGCAGCCGCCCAACACCACCUAACAUUUCCUGGAAGAACGUGUCCAUUGCCUGCUCCCAACAAACAUGGACUGUUUUCCCAUGCUUUAUUUUCUGUCGAGACAUCAUGAUUCCUGGUAAUCGAAUGCUGAUGGUCAUUUUAUUAUGCCAAGUCCUGCUGGGAGAGAGCAACCAUGCUAGUCUGAUACCUGAAGAAGGGAAAAAGAAAGUCCCGGGCCUGCAGGGUCGUUCGGCCGCUCAGAGCCAUGAACUGUUGCGGGACUUUGAGGCCACACUGCUGCACAUGUUCGGCCUCAAGAAGCGGCCACGGCCCAGCCGCUCAGCCACUGUGCCUCGCUACCUGCUGGACCUCUAUCGGCUACAGUCGGGGGAGGCUGAGGAGGGCGGGGCACACGACAUCGCUUUUGAGUACCCAGAGAGGUCAGCCAGCCGGGCCAACACAGUGAGGGGAUUCCACCAUGAGGAGCACAUGGAGAGGGUGCAUGAUCUGUAUGAUGUUGAAACCAUGCCCCUUCGCUUCCUAUUCAACCUCAGCAAUAUCCCAGAGGACGAGCUUCUCUCCUCUGCCGAACUGAGGCUCUACCGUCAUAAGAUCGAUGAGGUCAUCGCUGACGCCUUAUCAGACCACCAGGGGCUUCACCGUAUAAACGUGUAUGAGGUGCUGAAGCCGCCGCGGCCGGGGCAGCUAAUCACGCAGCUCUUGGACACGCGGCUUGUGACUCACAACGCGUCGAGCUGGGAGAGCUUUGACGUGAGCCCUGCGGUGCUGCGUUGGACUCGCGAGGGCCUACCAAAUUACGGGCUGGCCGUGGAGGUUCUGCAUCUCAACCAGACGCCACGUCAUCAGGGCCGACACGUCCGCGUCAGCCGCUCACUCCACCAGGAACCUGGCGAGGACUGGGAGCAGCUACGCCCACUCCUGGUUACCUUUGGCCAUGACGGGAAGGGUCACCCCCUGACCCGCCGGACCAAGCGCAGCCCCAAGCAGCGGGGCCGCAAACGCAACCGCAACUGCCGGCGCCACGCACUAUAUGUGGACUUCAGCGAUGUAGGCUGGAAUGACUGGAUAGUGGCGCCCCCUGGUUACCAGGCCUAUUACUGCCAUGGGGAAUGCCCCUUUCCUCUGGCGGAUCAUCUGAACUCGACCAACCAUGCCAUUGUUCAGACACUGGUGAACUCUGUGAACAACAACAUUCCCAAGGCCUGCUGUGUGCCAACAGAGCUCAGCGCCAUCUCCAUGCUCUAUCUAGACGAACAUGACAAGGUGGUCCUAAAAAACUACCAGGAAAUGGUAGUGGAGGGCUGCGGCUGCCGCUAACACACAAACUAGCAGGAACUUGGACUGGCACCAUGAAAAAAGUAACAUGGAUGCUAAAACAAAUCAGAAGGUCUUUACUCCCAAAAAUUUUUCACUUGGACCCUUAUUUAUAACUUUUAUGUUGAGGUGUAUGUUUGUUUCACUUUUUUUUGUUUCUUUGACAAUAUGAUCAUAUAUUUUGACAAAAUAUAUAUAUUUAUAUCUACAUAUAAAAAAUAAAAUGAGUCCUUAUUUUAAACAUAAAAAGCUGUACAACUUUUCAUAAUGUACAUUAGAUUGAAUAAGGUUUUUUUUAUUGAGAAAAAGUAAAAACAAUCUAAAAAGUAAAGUUAAUUUACUGGUAAUAUUUAUUGCUUUCGUAUGAUAUACAUUUUGGAGAGAAAAAUAAAAACAUGAAUGGCUUCCAAUAACACGUUCUAGCAGAUCACAAGAUGCACCCUUUGUCUUUUUGCGUAAAUUAGAGCACUGCGUGAACACUCCUUUUUUUAAGGAAACAGUUGAUAUAAUCAGAAAUGUACAUUGACUUGAAUUAACCUCCGUACAUUAAUAUUGAGCUGAUAAUUUUAAUAAGCCCCUUAACACAAAAUCCAUUUUACCUUCUUAAAAUAAUAAAAUAUCUAUAAUAAUCACUCUAAUGGAAACAAAUAAAAGUUGACAGUAAUGAUCUAUUACUGUCUUAACCUGA